GCCCACUCAGUCUUGGUGUGAUGUGUGUUUCACCUGCCCAUUCCUUUCUGUUUGUGUUCUGUCCAGGUCAAGAGGCAACUACCAUUGAAAGAUAGCGACUGUUUCCUAGACAGCCAACAUCGAGGAGCAGCCAGAAGUGGUGACGGAAAGCUUAUUACCUAAAUGACUGAUAAUGGUCUCCAGCUGCCAAAGAAGGUUGUGGAUGCCAGGAGAAAGGUAACCAUUUCUCAUCCCCCCUAGUGGAACUGGAUGCCUCUAGGAGCCCACACUGGCUGGCAGUAGACAUGGCCGAAGUUACAAGCUACAAAGACACUGCCUCUAGCCGCCAUCUGCGGUUUAAGUUACAGAGUUUAAGCCGCCGCCUUGAUGAGUUGGAGGAAGCCACAAAAAACCUCCAGAAAGCUGAGGAUGAGCUCCUGGAUCUCCAGGACAAGGUGAUACAGGCAGAAGGCAGCAACUCGAGCAUGUUGGCUGAGAUUGAAGUGCUGCGCCAGCGAGUGCUGAGAAUCGAAGGCAAAGAUGAGGAAAUUAAGAGGGCGGAAGAUCUGUGUCAGCUGAUGAAGGAGAAACUUGAAGAGGAGGAAAACCUCACCCGGGAGCUGAAAUCUGAGAUUGAGCAGCUUCAGAAACGCAUGGCUGAACUGGAGAAGCUAGAGGAGGCCUUUAGCAGGAGUAAGAAUGACUGUACCCAACUCUGUUUGAGCCUGAAUGAGGAGAGAAACCUGACAAAGAAAAUCUCCUCUGAGCUGGAAACGCUCAGGGUCAAAGUGAAAGAACUGGAAUCUUCCGAGGACCGCCUGGACAAAACUGAGCAGAGUUUAGUGUCAGAGCUAGAAAAGCUGAAAUCAUUAACUCUGAGCUUUGUAAGUGAGAGAAAAUACUUGAAUGAAAAGGAGAAAGAAAAUGAGAAACUGAUAAAAGAGCUCACUCAAAAACUGGAACAGAACAAAAAAGUGAACCGAGAUUAUACAAGGAAUGCUUCUAAUCUUCUGGAAAGGAACGACCUACGGAUUGAGGAUGGCAUCUCUUCCGCACUGCCGUCCAAAGGAUCGAGGAGGAAGGGCAGCCUGGACUACCUAAAGCAGGUGGAGAAUGAAACAAGGAACAAGUCAGAAAAUGAGAAGAACCGAAAUCAGGAAGACAACAAGGUCAAAGACCUUAACCAAGAGAUUGAGAAACUUAAGACACAAAUUAGACAUUUUGAAUCUUUGGAAGAAGAGCUUAAGAAAAUGAGGGCCAAAAACAGUGACCUUCAGGAUAAUUACCUAAGUGAACAAAAUAAAAACAAACUCUUGGCCAGCCAGCUGGAGGAGAUAAAACUACAGAUCAAGAGACAGAAAGAGUUAGAGAACGGGGAGGUGGAGGGAGAGGGGGCCUUCCUGUCCAGCAGAGGCAGGCACGAGAGGACGAAGUUCAGAGGCCGUGGGAGCGAGGCCCCCAUGUCCAGGCACGCGCCGCGGGAACUGUCCCCUCAUAGUAAGCGGGAAAGGCACGGCAGUAGAGAGUUUGCUGUCAAUAGUGAAAACUACCCUCUGAGCAGCAGGCAGGUUUCCUCUCCCAGUUUCACCAACAGGAGGGCAGCCAAAGCUUCCAACACAGGGGCAGGCGCAGACAGCGGGACUCAGGAUACAAAGAGAACUGAAGAUCGCUUUGCAUCUGGCUCCUCUCAGAGUGAAGGGAAGAAGGCCAGGGAGCAGCCAUCUGUGCUUAGCCGCUACCCCCCAGCUGCUCAGGAGCACAAUAAAGUUUGGAAGGGUGCUCCCAAGCCAGGUGCUGAGAGUGGGUUGAAGGGAAAAGUAGAGAAGACGACACGAACAUUUGGCGAUAGCACCCACGGAUCUGUUCCCAACGACAUACUGGGUAGAGCUGACAAGACUUCUGACACCUCUGCUGAGGCCCUCUUUGGCAAGAGGGGGCAGGUGCCUGGCAGUGGAAGUCAAAUAACUCAGGCCUUGGACUCUGGCAGUUCUAAGGCCAUUGGAGCUCUGGCCUCAUCUCGAAGAUCUUCCUCAGAAGGGCUCUCUAAGGGCAAAAAGACUGCCAAUGGCCCAGAGGCUGAUACCAGUUCCCCAAAUCCCAAGGCUCCCCUUUUAUCAAAGUAUCCUUAUAGCUCCAGGAGCCAAGAGAAUAUCCUUCAGGGCUUUUCAACCCCAAAUAAAGGAGUGGAUCAACCCAUAGCAGUUGUGAUGGAAGACAGCAGUCAGCAUGAGGCCCUGAGGUGUCGAGUCAUCAAAUCCAGUGGCAGAGAGAAGCCAGACUCGGAUGACGACAUGGACGUGGUAUCUCUUGUUACUGCCAAGUUGGUAAACACAACCAUGACUCCAGAGCCAGAGCCCAAACAACAGCUCAACUCUAGAGAAAAAGCCAAAUCCCGAGGCGGACUCAGAACCUCCCUGUUUGAGAAUGAUAAAGAUGUUGGGACAGAAAAUGAAAAUGAAUCUGUGAAACCAGUCAGAGCCUCCACCAAUGCCAUGGAGUUCCCAGAUGCCAACGGUGCCGGGGUAAAAAGCCAACGGCCCUUCAGCCCCAGAGAGGCCUUGCGGUCUAGAGCCAUCAUCAAACCUGUCAUCAUUGAUAAGGAUGUGAAAAAAAUUAUGGGAGGAUCUGGAACCGAGGCCACACUGGAGAAACAGAAAUCCACCUCCAAACCAGGGCCAAACAUAGUGACAAGCAGCAUUACUAUCUACCCCUCUGACAACAGCAGCCCCAGAGCCAACCCAGGCGAGGGCCUGCGGGAGAGGCACACCUCCACCAGCAACAUCCAGGUUGGGCCACCAGAGCUCACGUCAGUUAGCAACCACGUCAGCUCCCCCUUUGAGCUCUCCAUUCACAAACAUGACAUCACCCUGCAGUUUACAGAAGCUGAAAGAACGGGAGAUGGGCCCCUGAAGAACAGGCCAGAAACAGUGGUCUCUCGGAGCAGCAUUAUCAUCAAGCCAUCAGAUCCUGUGGAGAGGAAUAGCCAUGUACCCCCAGCGGAGACAAUCAGGUGGAAAAGCCAUAGUGCCCCUUCAGAAGUGAGCUCUUCAGAUGCCAGACAUGUUACUGUGCGGAAUGCCUGGAAGAGCAGGCGAGACUUGAACUCUUUAGAAGACCCAUCAGCUGGAAUAGUUAAAAAUGUAGAAUCUACCAAUGCCUACACCCAGAGGUCUUCCACAGACUAUUCAGACCUUGAACAGCCAAGGUCAUACCUUUUUGAGCAGGGCACUAGAAGGGUAGGAAAUGCAGGGGAUGCCCCCGAGCUCUCCUCCAGAAGGACCCAAAGUAGCCUCACCGUGUCAGAGGUGCUCACUCGUCGGAAUCGGGUAGAUGCUGUCACGGCUGCAGCCUGGAACCACUCAGCGGGCAUGGCCACACAAAAAGGAGAGAUGUGGCCUGCGUGCUCUUGGUUUGCCAGAGUGGCCAAAAGAGCUCCCUUAUGGCCCCGCAGAGCAGCACCUAGAAGCAGGGGAACCAGCUGCAGCUGCUGGGAAGCUCUGGGUGAGAGGAGGAAGCCGGGUGCCCUUUCUGUAGAGCACAGAGAUGGGAGCCAGGGAAACGAGUUCUGACCUGUCUCAGUUUAGACUGCAGAACUUUGCCAGCUGCUGGCAUGUAGGGAUGAGGAGAGCUAGGGCUUACACUGGGCCUACUUUAUAAGCUUUAUGCCCGACCAUCACUUUCUUUUGCCUCAGACACCUGUCUAGCCCAUUAUAUCAUCAGUCUGAGAGCCGGGCUGGUUCAGUAUGGCUCAUUACAUGAUAGAUAACUCCAGAACCACCUCCUUAGUUGAGGGUCAGAAUAGCAUCUGAAGGGGAAGCCCCCCGGGAGUGUCUUUUAGAUGUGGAGCCUAUGAUGAUGAAAGACAUUUUGGACCUAGACAUUGUUCCCUUCUUUCCAAAGGCAGGUAACUGCGUGUUAACUUGAAAAGCCCUGUAACUCUUUACAUGGU
Molecule: messenger RNA, 3928 nt
Organism: Ceratotherium simum simum (southern white rhinoceros)
Lineage: Eukaryota; Metazoa; Chordata; Mammalia; Perissodactyla; Rhinocerotidae
Source: RefSeq, a predicted model, not a curated record